Messenger RNA from Oxyura jamaicensis (ruddy duck), 2231 nucleotides. It is a transcript of the gene CEP19, whose product is annotated as centrosomal protein 19. The transcript has 3 exons. The record is from RefSeq and is a predicted model, not a curated record. The coding region runs from base 812 to 1303 and encodes 163 amino acids. NCBI's taxonomy places the organism in Eukaryota, Metazoa, Chordata, Aves, Anseriformes, Anatidae. Gene Ontology annotation, cellular component: centriole; spindle pole; ciliary basal body. Gene Ontology annotation, biological process: trans-Golgi to periciliary membrane compartment transport; microtubule anchoring at centrosome.
CAGCGCCGGCCGGGGAAGGCCGGGCCUCCGGAAGGGCGCCGGGAGCGCUGCCGCGGUCCCUGCAGGCAGGGAAUGCCUUGUCCCUCCUCACCGCACCCCGGUGGCUUGUGCUCCUGUUUGUCUUUCUCCCCUAGGGAUGUCUCCGCCGUGAUUGCUGCUUGUACUUUACAAAGGGAUUUUGGUGUUGGAGGCGUCGCUUCUUGUUUUAAGAUACGGAAAGGGACUCUUAACUGAAUUCUGCCUUUUUUUUUUUUUUGAGCUAUUUUUGUUUUGAAGUAGAGCCACUGUUGUUAAUUUUCAGUAUUGAGGAGUAUUACUGCGACUUUGAACUGUUUACUAUGUGUUUUUAACAAAGAAGAUUUCUUUCACCUCAGCUUCAAUGUAACUUUUAAAGAUUUCUUCUUUUUCUUGAUUUGGAGACAUAAUAUUUUUAGUUUUGUUUUUUUUAUAGUUCCAUGCUUUGCCUUCCUGCAGGCUGUGGCCUGAGACAGAGAGAACCUGGAUGUUUGGCAUAUUUUCACUUAAAACCAAAAGGAAAGCAUCGCGUACAUCCAGCGUACUGAGCUGGGAAGGAGGAUCCGCAGCCGCAUUCCUGGGUCUUUCGGUCUCCUCUUGUAUUCCAUCCAACUUGAAAGAGCGGGGUCAGAGCUAAAGGAGAAGCUGACAGCAAGGAGUUCACAAGCAUUUUGUGUGUGGACGAGUAUUACCAGGCAGAAAAAGAGAAGCUGGCACUGUUAGCCAGUGAGCGCUGAAGUUGCUGAGGACUCUUCCGAUAAAACCGAGCGCACUUCAGCUGUCAGCAGGAACUGCAAUGGCUUGCGUUGUGAAGAAGUGUGGCAUUCGCUUUAAGCCUCCGUCCAUUGUCCUGAUCUAUGAAGAAAAGGACAAGGAAAAGACUCGCCAGCGCAUCAUGCCUGUCAGGAAUUUCUCCAAGUUCUCAGACUGCAGCAUAGCUGCAGAGCAGCUGAAGAAUAACCCUCGGCACAAGGCUUACGUAGAAGGAGUCUCGCUACGUCAGCUAGAGAAGCUACACAGCUUGCUGAAAGGUCAUCUGAGCGGAGAGAGUCUGGCUGAGAGCCUGGAAAAGGUUCAGCGGGAAGAGACCAUCGACCCGGAAGAGGAUAUGAACAAACUGGAUGACAAGGAGCUAGCCAAAAGGAAGAGCAUCAUGGAUGAGCUCUUUGAGAAGAAUAGGAAGAAGAAGGAUGACCCAGAUUUUAUCUACGAUGUGGAGGUUGAGUUUCCACAGGAUGAGCAGCUGGAGUCCUGUGGCUGGGAUGUGGAGUCAGGGGAAGAAGUCUGAUUCCAGACAAAGGCAACCCGGGUGGGCAGAGACAAAUCCCAUACACCUAGCAGAGAGAACGGUGUCAUCCUACUUUGCUGCAUCCCCUUCAGUUCAUCUACUUGAUGAACUGAAUUACACUGGCCAUGGAGGACCGGAGGCCUAAGGUAUUGCAGUGGUUUCAGGUUUCAAUAAACUUUAAGAAAUGGAAGUGGGACAGCUAAACUUGUUGGGUGUUUUUAAUCUUUUCCUAUGUAUGAGUGCCUACAAUAAUCUAAAAUUACUUCUCUCUCAUGCGUUUACAUUUCAGUCAGCUUUGGCUGAGAACCUCACCAGCUUGCCCUGCUGUGAUUUCUGUUCAGCUUCAUUUGAAAAUGAAGUCUUAAAUAUUUAUAUCUUGGAAGCAACGUUAAAGCUUUAUUGUAUGCAUAUGGUAUUUAUUGCUACUUGUUGUCAUGUUAAAUGUGUACUGGGCUAUUUGCUGGAUAAAUCACUGCUGCAAUGAGCAUAUUCCUCUCAUGUUCCCUAAGCAGUGCUUAAAUUUGCAGCUUCGGGUUACACAAAUAUAAAUCCUUAUUUUUAAGAAAUGGUAUAUUUAGAAGGUAAGUUGUUCUUGAAAUUACUCUGGAAAGGAGGUGAUUUCAAAGUGAUGAAGUGGGGCCUCUUCCUUCCUUACGCUGCCAGAGACGACGCUCUUUCAGUAAAUGCUCAAUUCUAGGAGCAUUUUUGAAAAAAGUACUAUGGUAGAAAGUCAUAGAGUCUAGGGGUGGUGUUAGAGUAAAACAACUUUUAGCACUGCUGCCUCAUCACACUACAGUUCCCAGCAUGCUCUAAAUAGUACCAGGGAAGAAACUGACAUGGCAAGUAAACAAAACUACAGCAAAAACUCCUCCAAGUAGCAUUUCAGUGAUCACCGAAAAGUUUCUGCAAAUAAAUAAAUAUUUUGACU